Messenger RNA from Laetiporus sulphureus 93-53, 1023 nucleotides. RefSeq lists its product as uncharacterized. Bases 1 to 1023 code for a protein of 340 amino acids. NCBI's taxonomy places the organism in Eukaryota, Fungi, Basidiomycota, Agaricomycetes, Polyporales, Laetiporaceae. The transcript has 5 exons. Gene Ontology annotation, molecular function: protein serine/threonine kinase activity; ATP binding. Gene Ontology annotation, biological process: intracellular signal transduction; protein phosphorylation. The record is from RefSeq and is a predicted model, not a curated record.
AUGUCUCAGGCUCUCUAUGCGCGUUCUUGGAUUUUAGAUACAAUGCCUAAAGUUUCCUCUGGAGAAUCUGACUCAGAAUCCAUUGCAUCCGCCACCUCUUCAGUUGAUGAAGAGGAUGUGAACACUCGAUUGGCCCCAAACUGGUGUCAUUAUCGCCACAUCAUAGGCCGUCGAGGAUUCCGACUUGAUACGUGUAGCGAUGUGAAACAAUUUUACCAGCGUUACUGGGAAGGUCUGGUCGCUCAAGGCUGCGACGUUCCUCGGGAUUGGCCUGGAUAUCUUCGAGCAUGUAACGGAGGAGGCGAUGACGAGCUAUGUAAAGACGUGGGUCUACCGGAUAAUCUAUUUCGCGGAACUCGCUGCUCUGACGAUCUCAAAGUGGUAAUCAAGGCUGUUCAUACGCAUAGUCGCGAGUACGAUAUUGUGCGAUAUCUAUCUACCCCUCCUGUGCGAGAUCAUCCCAUGAAUCACUGUAUUCCUGUUUUGAACAUAAUCGAUGUUCCGGAAGAUCGGAUUGCGUUCAUUGUCAUGGAGGAAUGGUCCCCACAUCUGGUCACAGACCCGCCUUACAUUCUCAGAAGUUUUUUGGGUACUCUGCGUCAACAUUUAGAGCAUAUCACCUUUAUGCACGCGCACCAUAUUGCCCACCUCGACAUAUCUUUGCGAAACAUGUUGACCGACAACCACACACGCUACGCCUGCAUUGAUUUCGAGACAAGUCGCCGCUUCGAUAAAGCGUCCAGUCCCCGUGUCUUUCGACAUCAUGCUGCUGAGACUCCUCCGGAGGUCGAAACGAGCGAUUGGUGUGAUCCGUAUAAGAUCGAUGUUUAUGCCUCUGGCAUCCUCAUGCUCCGAGCAGCAAACUUGACAGGUCAUAACAUCCCGGAGCUUUCCCACAUACUUAGGCCAAUGUUAGCGGUAGACCCUGAAUCCCGGCCUACCAUAGCAGAGGCACUGAUUACCUUCAACGGUUUGAUGCGCACGAUAGAAGACAGUCAGCUGGAUGGCUGCACCCCGUCAUGA